Molecule: messenger RNA, 3000 nt
Organism: Schistosoma bovis
Lineage: Eukaryota; Metazoa; Platyhelminthes; Trematoda; Strigeidida; Schistosomatidae
Source: the annotation of a GenBank genome assembly
GGAAAUCAAGACAAAUAGAAGGAUAAAUUUACCAUUCACAUUCAUUAUUAACUUUUUCUCUCCAGUUAUUUGAAUUUUUCUAAAUCAGUCUCAAUCGGGGAUGACGAGCAACAGUCUAACUAAACAUGGUUUCACGAAUAGUCUCCCAAUAAUUGUUGAGCAUGUUGCGGCGUAAAAAAGAUUAAUGUUGGGUGUAAUUUGUAAAGUUUACAAGUGUUGUAACUUAUAGAUGAAUGACAGCUGAAGUUUUUUUCCUCAAACUAAUUAGAGGUAUGACUAACUAUCUUUUCACCCUAAGGAUUAUUUACGAAUCAACACAUAUAUCAGUUUUGCCAUUCGAACUGCUUUUGAGAAUAAUUCGAUGGACCAUUGGCAGCCAUCUAAAUAUACGUGUUCUAGGCGUUUUAUCUUGUGUAUGUCGUGGUUUCUAUCUGUUGGCUAAUGAUAAUUCAAUAUGGAGAGAUAUUUGUUUCAAAUUAUGGCCAGUAUGGCUAACAUAUGACAAUAAUAAUAUCGGUUGUAAUAAUCAACUUAAUUAUUUAUCCUCAAUGAAUUACACUUCAUGGCGUGAAAUGGCUAUUUAUCGACCACAAGUUUUAUAUCAUGGAUGUUAUCUUUGUCGUGUAACCUAUGUUAGAACAGGAGAACCGGAAAUAGGCUCUUCUUAUAAACCUGUAUUUAAAGUUGUCUAUUAUCGUGGUAUACGUUUUCAUGUUUCAUCAAAUCAAAUCAGCAUGUUCACUGCGCCAUUAGAUCCAUCUUCAAUUGUGGCAGUUUUAAGCAAAUCACAUCAGUCCUUGUCAUCAUCAGUGGAUGUCAGUUUAGUUGGAAAUAAUAACAAUAAUAAUUCCAAUUCCGAAGCAGUUAUGAAAACAGCUGUUUCUGGUACAUUAUUGAAGGGAACGUAUGAAUGGUAUGAUCAUGAUUCUAUUGUGUGCACUUUACAUCAAUUUUCCGAUAAACAAAAUCGACCCCCAAUAAGGAGACGCCAACAUUUGGGUCCUGUUGUUCCACAGUUAACAGUUACUUUCACAAUAAAAUUUAAAAUCGGUAACAAAAAAGGUUGUCUACACAAUCAGCUCCUGUGGGAUUCGUAUGUUAUCCAUACCUUUGAUAAAUCCAGUGAAAGUGAAAGUACCACCGUGUUAGAACUAACCAACCAACAUUUCCCACCCUGUCAUUUUGUUCGAGUGCGAAACUUCAUCCCAGAGGUGACAGCCUCACCACUUUGAUCUGUUUUCACUACUAACCCUGGUUAAUCUUAUCUUUACAAAAAUAUUUCUCAACAUACAAAUAUUUCUAUAAGUACAUGCAGUUUUUUAGUGUUAACUCGUAUCAAUUACUCUCCUUAAUGUAUUUGUUUAUUUUACUUACGGUUUCAUUUUUGAAUACUUUACUCUGAUUUACUUUGUCGCUGUUCUUACUUCAACUUAAGUUCUAUACAUAAGUAUAUUUACAUCAUACAUGUGUACAUAAAUGCAUGUUGUUCAUGAUUUAUGUAAUAUUCGACUUCUCUAACUAGUUUCAUCAUAGAUUUUAAUCCACUCGCGUUUACUGUAAUGAAGGUUUAUCUAAAUAGAUCUUACAUAUCUACUACAAAAUAAUGUCUGGCAUUCACAGUUCUUUAUUUAGUUGACUAUUAUGCAUUACAAACAGCAUAAAACGAUAAUUGUAUUCUUUAUACUAAUGAAAUCAAGACAAAUGAAUAUCAAAAGUUUAAAAUCUGAAGUAAGGCGUAUUCCUCACUGUGGAUCCGAUUACUAAGUUAUUAAAUGGAGAGAAAAUCUAGUUUCCCAGUCAUUCUUUCAGCCUGAUAAUAACUCAUUUCGAAAUGGUUGAUCUUGAUUCCCACACGACCGAAGAAAUUUCUCCAUAAGAAUACUCUCAUAUGAUUGUGUAGUGCAUCAAUAUUUAUUACAAUCCCGCUAGUCAAAAGUUGACUCUUUCAUUUUGUUGACGGAUGACUUGCUUUACCCACUCACUUUUUUUCUACCUGGUCAAUAACUUCCUCUGAAAAAUUGUUUUCAAUGUAAAUUUUGUUGUAGCCGUAAUGAAAUUAUUCGUCAUAGUGAGACUCGUUACAUUUGAUGCUUACAUACUAACGUAGGUUCCAAAAGAAGUUUAUUCGAUUUAAAUUUAGGAAACCCACCCAUCACCUGUAUUUUGUACCUCAGCUGGAUUUAGGAAACGCGUAUAAUUGGUGAGAGUUUCCUUCAGUUCAUUUUGGAUUGAUAUAUAGCUGUGUUUGUGUAGGUAUUGCACUAAUCUGCUGAGUUGAAGUUUCGUUAUCUAAUUCAAUUUCCACUAAUCGUUUGUGUUUCUUAACUGAGAUAACUCACAUGGAAAUUUAACUGCUUUCUCCUCCUAUGCUCCCGAUGUGAUUAAGGAUAUCUAACCAGCUGAGUAGUGAGUCUACUAAGUUCUUGAUGAUGCUGUUAAUUUCAACAAUCCGAUUCGCUUUCAGUAUGAUUUAUUCUACACAGACAUCAACUUCCAACACGUCUGUUAUUGGCUAGUCAGUUUACUCAAUUUUGCAUGCCAUACAAAAACCAGAGUUCAGAACCAAUAGCAACAUUGAAUAACGACCGUAUGAUACACAGAAAGUUUUAAGAAUUCCGGAAGAAAAUCAACUAAUAUUAGGUGCAACUUCUAUCAACAGUAGAAACCUUAUCAUAAUCUAAAGUAUUAUUUACAUGAUAACAUCACAUUACUGAACUAAGCUUUAUACAACGCUUACAGUGUUUAGAUAGUAAUUUUCUAUCGGACCUAACUUCCUUACCUUACGAUCGUAACUAAAACUUCUGAAUUAUUAACGACAAACUCUCCUGAUCCAUCAUUUUCCCAAACUAAAAAAUCGAGAAUCAAAAGGAAAGUACUUACUUACGCUUGUUACUCCUAAAGGAGCAUAGGCCGCCAACCAGCAUUCUCCAAAAAACUUUGUCGUGGGCUUUCCUUUCCAAUCCUAUCCAACUUUCUUUCAUUUUUCUCAUGUCUAUCUCC